Auanema sp. JU1783 is the source of this 648-nucleotide messenger RNA. The record is from the annotation of a GenBank genome assembly. NCBI's taxonomy places the organism in Eukaryota, Metazoa, Nematoda, Chromadorea, Rhabditida, Rhabditidae.
AUGGCCGCGGGUGCUAUUCUUAAAACCACAUAUGCGGUGUUCGCCAUCACCACCUUGGUUCUCAUUGGAACAGGGUUGUUCUACAUGCUUACUGGACAAGGACAUAGAUUUGAUAUCGCCUGGUUCCUUACUUCCACUUCACCUCAUAUGUGGGCUGGUUUGGGUAUUGGAUUUUCUUUAUCCCUCUCAGUUCUCGGAGCUGGAUGGGGUAUUUUCACUACCGGCUCUUCUAUCCUCGGAGGAGGAGUUAAAGCUCCACGAAUUCGUACGAAAAAUUUAGUUUCUAUCAUUUUCUGCGAAGCUGUCGCCAUUUUCGGUAUCAUUAUGGCUUUCGUUUUCGUCGGAAAACUUCAAGAUUUCUCAAGAGAACAACUCGAUCUUAACGAUCCCAACGCUCUCAAUAUCCUUUCAAGAAACCUUGCUGCUGGCUACAUGAUCUUUGGUGGAGGAUUGACUGUUGGUUUCUCCAACUUGGUUUGUGGACUUGCUGUCGGAAUUGUCGGAUCAGGUGCUGCUAUUGCUGACGCUGCUAACCCAGCUCUUUUCGUCAAGAUUCUCAUCAUCGAAAUUUUCGCUUCUGCCAUCGGACUUUUCGGAAUGAUCAUCGGUAUCGUGCAGACUAACAAGGCAACUAUGGGAAAUAAGUAA